UAUUUACCCUGCAGCAGGCAAUAAAUUCCCCUGUCCCUCGCGUUCUCUCUCUCUAAAUUUCAACUUCUCCUCUCCCGAACUCCCCCUUCCUCUGCACUCUGCACACUCAACGCAAAACACAGGAGAGAGAAAACUGUACGGACAUCAACUCCACUCGUUCCCUCUCUUCUCUGAAUCGCCAUUUCCCGGCGAUAAUCAUGACGGUGUUCUCGCAUUCCUCCGCCGCAAUCGUCGGCAAACAGAUAUUCCCGGUAAACUGCGAGGCAGAGGUUUCGCAACGCCUCCUUGAUUCCCUCUCCUAUGGAGAUCUCAAGUCCGUCGCCGAAUGCACCGCCGAUUCCUUCUUCGACGUCAACUUCGUCGGCGCCGUUUCUCUCAAGCUCCGCCGCACCGAGGUUGUUCUCCGAGAUCAUUUGCCGAACGAAAUUGUUGUUCAGUAUGAGGAGUUCAAAACUGACGUCACUCCUCUCUUCUUAGCUGCUCAUUUCGGCAAUUUCAAUCUCCUUCGUCAACUCCUGAAUGCUGGAGCUGAUGUAAACCAGAAACUGUUUAGAGGUUUCGCGAUUACUGCAGCAGUAAGAGAAGGGCAUCUCGAGAUAGUAGAGGUGUUGCUCAAAGCAGGGUCUUCUCAACCAGCAUGUGAGCAGGCUCUAUUGGAGGCUAGCAUUCAUGGGCGGGCAAGGUUCGUGGAAGUGCUCAUGGGAUCUGACCUUAUACGGCCCCAUGUUGCCUUGCAUGCUUUUGUCACAGCAUGUGGCAGAGGAUUCACUGAUGUUGUUGAUACAAUGAUGAAGUGUGGUGUGGAUGCAAAUGCAAUGGACCGUUUACUUCUCCAAUCAUCCAAGCCAUCUCUUCAUACCAACAUUGACUGCAAUGGACUCGUUGCUGCUGUUGUCAGUCGGCAAGCAUCUGUUGUCCGUUUGCUGCUACAGGCCAAUAUAAGAACAGACAUGGAAGUAAAGCUUGGAGCAUGGUCAUGGGACACAGAUUCCGGUGAAGAGUUUCGUGUGGGUGCAGGAUUAGCAGAGCCAUAUCCACUCACAUGGUGUGCAGUAGAGUACUUUGAGAUCAGUGGUGCAAUCCUCCGAAUGCUCCUAACAAAACAUUCCCCAAACACCCCUCAUCUUGGUAGAACUCUUCUCCAACAUGCCAUCCUUUGUGCUAACAGUGUUGCAGUCAAUGUUCUACUCGACUGUGGAGCUGAUAUCGAGUUUCCAGUUAAAACAUCCAAAACAUUGUUCCGCCCCUUACACAUGGCUGCUCGACUUGGAUUACCAACAAUCAUCCGAGCUCUUGUUGAAGCUGGCUGUGAUAUAAACUCGAGAACAAACUCUGGUGAUACGGCUCUUAUGAUCUCUGCCAAGUACAAGCGAGAAGAGUGCUUCAGGAUACUGGCAUUUGCUGGUGCUGAUUUUGGUUUGACCAAUAAACUUGGCUUUUCUGUUGGUUCGAUUGCUUCCUCUAAUAAGUGGUCUUUAGGAUUUCAAGAAACAGUUUUACAAGGCAUCAGGGCAGGGAAAAUUCCUUACAGCAGUAAUUUCUCAAAUUUUUCACCUUUACUGUUUGCUGCUAAAACAGGUGAUACAGAAGCUCUGAAAAUGAUAUUAUCACAGGCUGAGAUAGAUGUUAAUCAAUGUGAUGAUAAUGGUUUCACAGCAGUCUUGCUUACGGCCUUAAAAGGUCAUGUAGAAUCCUUCCGCCUGCUCGUGUAUGCCAAGGCUGAUGUAAAGCGGUCUACAAAAUCAGGUGAGACGGUGAUUACGUUAUCUGAGGUUAGCUGUACAAGGGACUUGUUUGAGAAGGUGUUACUCGAGUAUGCACUUGAAAUGGACAACCGCAAUGCUGAAGGGUUCCAUGCUCUACACUGUGCAGCGCGUCAAGGUGACCUAGGAGCUGUCCGAUUGUUGACUAGCAAGGGUUAUGACGUGAAUGCCCCUGAUGGAGAUGGGUACACACCACUAAUGCUAGCAGCUAGAGAAGGUCAUGCCCAUAUAUGUAAGCUAUUGAUUAUGUUAGGGGCUUCUUGUGAAUUUAAGAAUUCUAGAGGUGAAACAGCACUUUCUCUUGCAAGGAAGAAUGGGAGGAAAGACAAUGAUGCAGAAGGUGUUAUACUAGAUGAGCUUGCUCAAAGGCUGGUGUUGAGGGGAGGUUGUGUUCAGAAACACACGAAAAGAGGGAAAGGUUCGCCCCAUCCUAAAAUGGUUAAAAUGGUGGAGGUUACGGGAGUUCUAUCGUGGGGGACAUCGAGCAGGAGGAACGUUAUCUGUCGAGAGGUUGAAGUGGGACCCAGCGUGCGUUUCUGUAAGAAUAGGAGAGGUAAGGGUGAUGCAGACGAAGGCGGGGUGUUUCAUGUAGUAACAACUAAGAAUAAGGAGGUGCAUUUUGUGUGUGAAGGUGGUUGUGAUGCUGCUAAACUAUGGGUAAGAGGGAUCAAGCUUCUGACAAAAGAGGCUGUUUUAGGCUCUAAGCCAAAUGGUAAUUAAAUGUUAAGGCUUUUCAUUUAGGUAUAUUGGUGUUUUAUAUAGUAGUGUUGUAAGUUGUAAUACUUCACCUCGAAGUAUUAUUCUCUCAUUGUAAAUAUUUUCAAACAGUUUGAGAAAAUUAGAAAUUGUAUCCAAGAGGCAAAACACAUCUUUGGGGAAGAGGGUUAAGGUGAAGUUAUUUGAGAAGAAA
Spinacia oleracea (spinach) is the source of this 2673-nucleotide messenger RNA. RefSeq lists its product as uncharacterized. Gene Ontology annotation, molecular function: protein binding. The transcript has 4 exons. NCBI's taxonomy places the organism in Eukaryota, Viridiplantae, Streptophyta, Magnoliopsida, Caryophyllales, Amaranthaceae. The record is from RefSeq and is a predicted model, not a curated record. Bases 198 to 2483 code for a protein of 761 amino acids.